GGUGGGGGAAGCAAAGGGGGCUUCUCUCUCUCUCUCUUUCUCGACUCUUCUUGUUGUGGUUGCCGCCUGCACGCAUGGCGCUCGCUGCUGCAGCCCAACCCUGCCUCCCUCAACUUUCCUCCGGAUUUACUACUUUGAUCGAUUUCGUCGCUGAAUGAGAAAAUAUCGCUCGGUGCUCUGCAUUGGUCGUCAGAGGUUAAGGUUCACCCGAGGAGGCCAUUGGCGGAGAGGCGUCACGUGACCACGGGGUGCCAAUGUUCUUCUACAAGGGUGUCAAGACCCUGUCACUUUGUGAAAUAAAUAUUGGGAAACGGCGAGAUGCAAAAGGCAACCUACUACGACAGCUCGGCAAUUUACAGUGGCUACCCGUAUCAAAGCGCAAAUGGCUUCGGUUAUGAUGCCAAUCAGGUCCAAUAUCCCCGCGCCUCUCAUGUGGAAAGUGACUACAAUCGACCCGCCUGCUCCCUGCAGUCUCCCGACGGCUCGGCGGCUCCUCUGCGCAAGCCGCCGGAGAUGCAGGCGAUGGAGAGCUGCGACGGCACGGCGGCGCCGUCCAGGGCGCGGCAUCCCGAGGGCAGCCCGCCUCCCUCCCGCUCGCCCUCCGAUAGCGGCCAGAACGCCAACAACGGCGGCGGGCAACCGAGUGCCAAGAGCGGUUCGCCGUCUUCGGGCCCCCGCGGCAAGCAGAUCUUCCCUUGGAUGAAGGAGUCCCGCCAGAACACCAAGCAGAAACCAGCAAAUAGCGCCAGUUCAGCGGAGAGUUGCCCGGGAGACAAGAGUCCUCCUGGGUCGGCCGCCUCCAAGAGGGCCAGGACGGCUUACACCAGCGCCCAGCUCGUGGAGCUGGAGAAGGAGUUCCACUUCAACCGCUACCUUUGCCGGCCUCGGAGGGUGGAGAUGGCCAACUUGCUCAAUCUGACGGAGAGACAGAUCAAAAUCUGGUUCCAGAACCGCAGGAUGAAAUACAAGAAGGAUCAGAAGGGCGUAGGGAUGAUGCCUUCCCCUGGGGGGCAGUCCCCUCGGAGUCCGGUGGGCCCCCCUUCCGGUGGAGGAUACCUCAGCUCUAUGCAUUCUCUCGUAAACAGUGUUCCUUAUGAGUCCCAGUCGCCGACGUCUUACAGUAAGACUCACCCGAACGCCUACGGCAUGCCUACGUCAUACCCUCCCGCUGGUUUGAACAGCUCCCACAAAAGGUAUCCAGACUCGGCCACGCCCGAGUAUGACGCGCACCCCCUACAGGGGGGCAACUACGGCACACACAUGCAAGGCAGCCCCGUUUAUGUCGGCGGAGGUUACGUGGAACCCAUGGCCAACUCCGGGGCUUCCGUAUUCGGCCUGACGCACCUCCCGCACCCGCCGUCCUCCAACAUGGACUACAACGGAGCAAUCACGAUGGGCAACAGUCAGCAUCACGGCGUGUGUGAUCCAACGCCCACGUACACAGACCUUACACCGCAAUACUCUCAGGGAAGAAUCCAGGAGGCGCCCAAGCUGACUCAUCUGUAGCGGCUCACGGCGCAGUCCGUAUCACUCCGCCCAUUGUCUUGUAGCCACCUCGGGACCGCAUCACCAUCUUUUGUUUGUGUGCCUCCACACAGCGCCGACCUUCUCUCUUUCUCGCGCUCUCGCCCCCCCCCCCCCGUCCCCCCUUUCGGUUUCUUUUAGUUCGACGAUGUGUGAAGUAGCGUAUAGGAUAAAUGUCUAUAUUUUUUCUUCUUCUGAAAGACAUUUCUGAGGUCUCGAGGAGGAUGUCGAGCGAGCCAAGGCCUAUUUAAUCUAUUUUAAGUGUAUUUUCAAUUUCAAACAGGGUAUUAUGAAAACAUGUUAUUCGUUUUUUAUGUGAACUUAUUUAUCCGCAUUUGAAGUUUUUUUAAUGCAUUUUGUUGCACUUGUGAAAGGAUCCAGGGCAUACGUGACAGAAAUGCAUUUGUCAAAUUAAGGGUCACGAGCGAAUCGGCUGCAACCCUUUUGCUUAUUUUGUUCUAUUUGGACUUUCUGAUGUUAUUUAUUUUUUUUUGUUUAGUGUUAAAAAGUAGUCCUAUUAUUAUUUGACACCCUUGCGAGAAGCUCAGUGGGUUCAAGACCCCCCCCCCCUCCCCAUUUUCAACCCACGUCCUGACCACGCAAGCUGCAUUUCCACCCUUCGUCUUCGAUUAAACAAUUCGUUUUUAUCGUAAUUUUCUUACAGAAUAUAAAACCAAUCGGUCGACACAAUAUGGGUGGAAAUGAGGAUACACUUUCGUCGUUUCUUUAUUGAAAAAUAUUCAAACACACGACAAACCCUUUCAUACAUUCCAUGCUGCUCCAGUUCGAAGAAGUAAAUAAAACAAUUGAAAUACAAUCAAAGCAUAUCUCUUUUAAUUCAGACAAACUAUCAGAAUGCACAUCAUUUAUUUUUGAUUGAAAAAUGAGACUGGAAUAAUCAUUACCUGCAGUCGACUUGAAAAGUAGUGCGCAAAAAAAACCUCAACGCACAAAUAAUCUUGUCAUAAAUUAUUCUGGUAUAAAAAAAUAUGCCAUUAACAUCCUUCGGCAAGAUAUCUGGAACUGGUGGUUACAUGCAAGCAAAAAAAAAAAGUUGCAUAAUUUAUUUCUCUCUCUUCCUGAUGAGACGUGAAGAAAACUCUCGGGUGGCCUUCUUCCCUCCUCUCAUUUCAUCUGCGUGGGCACAUCCAUAAUAAUAAAAAUGUCAAGCGCCGGACUUUUCAGCGGCCCCUGGAAGCAGACAACAAUCUAAAUGAGAAAUCGUUUGAAAACUAAUGUCCCUGAAUGUAUUUCGAGUCGGUCAAAUGUGGCCAGAGAGGAUACGAGCUCCAAGUGAAUUCGUACUGGCCUGUUUGUCUCAUUAUGCAGCAAAAUGCACGUAAAAGUCCAAAUAUGCUUAAAUGCAUCGUUAAGGAUGAUGGCUGAAGAAAAUUAAAUUAUCCUCGGAAUUGGUUUUCAACGUCGAAACAUUUUAAAGUGCACUAAAACGAAUAUGAUUCGGGGGUGGGGGG
Molecule: messenger RNA, 2996 nt
Organism: Hippocampus zosterae (dwarf seahorse)
Lineage: Eukaryota; Metazoa; Chordata; Actinopteri; Syngnathiformes; Syngnathidae
Gene: hoxa3a
Product: homeobox A3a
Exons: 3
Coding region: 319-1506 (395 amino acids)
Biological process (GO): regulation of transcription by RNA polymerase II
Cellular component (GO): nucleus
Molecular function (GO): RNA polymerase II cis-regulatory region sequence-specific DNA binding; DNA-binding transcription factor activity, RNA polymerase II-specific
Source: RefSeq, a predicted model, not a curated record